Bradysia coprophila is the source of this 1258-nucleotide messenger RNA. Its product is annotated as nuclear speckle splicing regulatory protein 1. The record is from RefSeq and is a predicted model, not a curated record. NCBI's taxonomy places the organism in Eukaryota, Metazoa, Arthropoda, Insecta, Diptera, Sciaridae. Gene Ontology annotation, biological process: regulation of alternative mRNA splicing, via spliceosome.
AUUUAAAAUCAAUUUUGCGAGUUGUAAACAUUGUACAGAAACGUUGAGGAACGUAAACUUAAAAUAACCGAAACUCCAACCAAUUAUUUCAACCACAUUAGUCAGACAUGUCUAAACAGUACGGUCUCAUCCACCCGAAAGAUGUACCGAAAUUCGCCAAACUGUCAGCAUUUGAUAGUGAUAGCGACUCGGACUCCAAAGAGUCGACCAGUAAGAAGCCAAAAAUUGACCUUGGCCUCAUUCAAAAGAAACAAAUUGCCAGAGCUCACAAUGCGGCACUCGCCGAGGAUCCGACAAUAUUCCAAUAUGAUGAGGUGUUCGAUGACAUAAAAAAUGAACGCGAAAGUGCCAAGGUGGUCAAGAAAACGGAACAGAAAUCGGUGAAAUACAUAGGUAAGUUGAUGGAGUCGGCCGAUCGGCGAAAAAAGGAUUUCGAAAGAAGGAUUGAACGACAAGUACAGAAAGAACGAGAAGCCGAAGGGGAAAUGUACAAAGACAAGGAAGCGUUCAUUACGUCGUCGUAUAAACAGAAACUGGAAGAGAUGAAAAAGGCUGAGGACGAGGAAAAACGUAUGGAUUACUUGGAGGCAAUUGGAGAGGUAACGAAGCAACGCGAUAUGGGUGGCUUUUAUCGACAUUUGUGGGAACAGAAGAUGGGUCCUGAAGAUGUCAAAAAAACUGAAACAGCUUCCGUCCCGGAACAAAACGUCGAUGAAGACAAAAUGAAGAAGCCUAAGGAACAAGCCAAGAAGGACCGCGUAUACAGAAAGCGUAAAGCAUCCGGACCGGACGUGUCUGAUGAAGAACCAGAAGAAACAACUGGAGCCGACAAAAAAUCACCAUCGAAAAAGGCUCAUCUGCAAUCAAACUUGGAUGCUGAUUCGGAUUUCUCCAUCGACUCGGACUCGGAGGAGGAAAGCAAAGAUGAACCGGUGAACACAGUCCAACAUCCUACAGAUGUACCAACGAAAAACGAAAGCAAAGCAACCACUGUCACAUCGGGAUCGGAGCCACAGGUGGAUAGUAAAACGAACGACGAGAAAGGAGAUGGUGAUGCUGAACCGGUCGCUGAAAAUGAAGCUAAAGAUGCAGUUGUUGAAGAACAUAGCGAUGACAACAAGAAACCGAAAAUUGAUAGAAAGAAAGUGUGGGAAAAGCGAACAGUCGGUGAUGUUCUAGUGGGUGCAAUUCAAAGGUAUUUUGAACGGAAACAGAUGCGAGAAGCUUGAAUAAAUGAAUUUCAAAACUGUGAAGAGAA